Molecule: messenger RNA, 572 nt
Organism: Rhopilema esculentum
Lineage: Eukaryota; Metazoa; Cnidaria; Scyphozoa; Rhizostomeae; Rhizostomatidae
Product: small ribosomal subunit protein bS6m
Biological process (GO): translation
Cellular component (GO): ribosome; mitochondrial small ribosomal subunit
Molecular function (GO): structural constituent of ribosome; small ribosomal subunit rRNA binding
Source: RefSeq, a predicted model, not a curated record
CUUUUUCAUGUCGAGGUUACCUUGGCCUAAAAUGAUUUUGGAAUUUUUUUGAACUUAAAGCACAGUGACUUGCAGUGCGAGCUUGUUGUCAUCUAUUCACUUACAGUUUCCACAAUGCCGAGAUAUGAGCUCUCCAUGAUUUCCAGGAUAUUAAAUAAAGAUGGUUUUAGAAAUCUCUUGCAUCGAACAUGUACUUGGAUUAUGGACAAUGGAGGUGUUGUGAGGAAGAUUGAAAAUCUAGGUGAACAAGAACUUCCAUACAAGAUGAGAGCACAUGCUGAGAAUUUUACCCAUGGAAGAUACUUUCUUGUGGAUUUCUACCUCUCUCCAUCGUUGCUGAAUGAGUUCAAAAAAGAAUUGAAAGUUGAUUCAGAACUUAUUAGACCAAGGAUAACAAAAGUAGAAAACCAUUAUGGUGAAGAGGGUUUCAAGUUCAACUAUCUGACUUGCAACAAAAGUUACAGAAAGCCACCAGGAUAUAAAGACAAAUAACUUUAUUCUCACAUUUAUUUUUUAAAUUUUGUACAAAGCUACAUAAUUUAUGUAAUAUUAAGAAAGUUAUAAAAAAUGUA